Messenger RNA from Aspergillus lentulus, 2190 nucleotides. RefSeq names its product anoctamin family protein. Gene Ontology annotation, cellular component: cortical endoplasmic reticulum. The record is from RefSeq and is a predicted model, not a curated record. Gene Ontology annotation, molecular function: chloride channel activity. Lineage: Eukaryota; Fungi; Ascomycota; Eurotiomycetes; Eurotiales; Aspergillaceae. Gene Ontology annotation, biological process: chloride transmembrane transport.
AUGGCUCUUCUUUUCUUCCACAAUCAUCGGUUUGAGAGCACGGAGUUUGACAAUCUUGGUGCCGAUUGGGUGAUCCACUAUCAGUUCGAAGAAGUCGACUCAUCUCGAGCAAUCGAGGAGUUCCAAAAUUUGAUCCAUGAUCUCAAAGCAGCACAACUCCAAAUCCAAGUCAGACAUGGUUAUGGCUCUUCGUUGCUGGUCUGCAUCCGGGUUCCCCGGGACUACUUGGGACAUAUGAUUUACGAGUCGAGAGUAAAAGACUGGUUGUAUGGAAUCGUCCAUGAACUCCCUGUUGCAAGCGAUUACGCCGAGGCCGAAACACCCGCUGAAGAACUCCGAUCGGUCUACCAUGCUGUAACCUGGCAGAGACACCUGGGUGGUGCUGGCAUCACCCCAAGGAUAGGAAAAUGGAAGAACAUUGCGUCUGCGUUUCCGCUUCAUGAUCAGGCUGCUAAUGCCGAGCUGUUGCGUGAUAUGAGUCGAUCGGUGACGCUAACCGACCAGGAUUUGGAUGCGAUUCGUGCCUUGUUUGGCGAGAAGACGGCGUUUUAUUUUGCGUUUAUCCAUUCUUAUUCAUUAUUUCUGGUUGUCCCAGCCGUAUGGGGGUUCGUCUGCUGGUCAUAUUUCGGCCCGUACUCUAUCAACUGCGCAGUGGUGAACUGUCUUUGGUGCAUCGUUUUCGUUGAGUACUGGAAGAUCCGCGAGACAGACUUGAGCCUGCAAUGGAAUGUCAAAGGCGUCGGAGCGCUAAAGGUCAACAGGCCGCAAUAUGUCUGGGAUAAGGAGGUGCAGGACCCUAUCACAGGGGAAACAGUCCGCGUGUUCUCCAUGCGAAAGCAGCUUCUGCGCCAGCUCCUGCUCAUCCCCUUCGCCACGGUUGCCGCUGUAGCGCUCGGCAGCUUAAUUGUCGUCACCUUUGCCCUCGAAGUUUUCAUCUCGGAGGUUUACGUGGGCCCGCUCAAAGGGUAUCUAGAGUUUCUUCCGACCGUGCUGUUUUCUCUCUCGCUGCCGACAAUUACGUCGAAGCUGACGGAGAUUGCCACUCAACUGACGGAGUAUGAGAAUUAUCGCACCCAAGAUCAGUAUGAUCUCGCGCAGACUGCGAAGACAUUCGUGAUGAACUUUAUUACCGCGUUCCUACCUACUCUCUUGACUGCGUUCGUCUACGUACCGUUUGGGGCGAAGAUAAUCCCUUACCUGGACAUCUUUCACGUCAGGAGCCUUCAAUCAUCUAUAUCGACCGAGUUCCAGGUGGACACCUCCCGAUUCCAGCAGGAAGUAAUCUACCUUUCCGUAACGGGCCAAGUCCUAAGUUUCGGCGAGGAGGUCAUCCUCCCGUACGUGAAAAAGGUCCUCUUGAGAAAAUGGCGUGACUACCGCCUCCAGAAAACGCAAUCCGGCCGCCCACGCCGACACUCCAAAAUGACCGACCUUCUUCUUAUCGAUUCACCCUCAGAGGCAGCAUUCCUCACACGGGUCCGCAACGAAGCCGAAGCAGACGAGUACAACGUCCAUGAAGACACGCUCGAGAUGUGCGUGCAGUACGGGUAUCUCGCCCUCUUUGGCACCGCCUGGCCGCUCGUCCCGCUGCUUUUCCUCAUCAACAACUGGCUCGAGCUACGCGGCGACUUCUUCAAGCUCACCCUCGAAUGCCAGCGGCCGCCGCCAAUCCGUGCGGACUCCAUCGGCCCGUCCCUCCAGGGCCUGGAGUUCCUGACAUGGCUCGGCACCCUCUCGACGGCAAGUAUCGUCUAUCUCUACCGCGACGGUAUGAAGGAGGUCCACAUGUCCUCGCUGCUGCUAGUACUGUUCAUUGCUCAACAGGUAUACCUUGCGGCUCGCUUUGUCGUACGCACGGGACUCCAGAAGCUCGGCUCGGGGACGCUCCGCCGUGAAGCUGCCAAGCGCUACGCCGUGCGCAAGUCUUACCUGGAGAGGUUCUGUGCCAGGAGAACACAUGGGAAUGGGAAGCCGCGGGUGCGGUUUAAUGACCAUGUGGAUGUGUACAGCUCCUCGACGGACUCGUCCCCGACGGACGCGGUAGAAACCAAGUCGGCAAUGCUCCAUAAGGUGACAGCGUAUGCCAGUGAACGGGAGGCGGAAUUCUGGGAAGGACAGCGCUGGACAGCGGAGGAGGUGGGUGUGAAGUUGAUUAAAGCGUUGAGUGGAGAGGAGAAGAAGAGAGAGUAG